Messenger RNA from Emiliania huxleyi CCMP1516, 753 nucleotides. RefSeq lists its product as hypothetical. Lineage: Eukaryota; Haptophyta; Isochrysidales; Noelaerhabdaceae. Bases 17 to 457 code for a protein of 146 amino acids. The record is from RefSeq and is a predicted model, not a curated record. The transcript has a single exon.
CAAAGCUCAGGUGCCGAUGCCGCCAGAUCUCGCCUCGCCCUCCGCUCGCUGCCGGUGGCCGCAUCUCGCUCCGCGCGCGGGGCCGCGGCGCCUCGCCGCCCCGCGCGCGCCAUGCGCACUCCACCGAGCAUUUCGCUCUCACCACACCGCGCUGAGUGAAGCUCUCUGCGCAGCGCCGACCCGCCGCACCCCACCCCUGCAGACCAUGUUCCGCUUCCUCCUGAUCGCCCUCUGCCUCGCGCUCGCGUCCGCGCUCAUGGCGCCGGUGGCCAUGCCGUCCAAGGUCGGCGUGUCCAAGGUGCUGAUGAGCGAGGGCGGCAAGGGCUUUGGCGGCGGCGAGGCGACGCGCGACCCUGAGCCGACUGAGAUCGACCCCAACGACCCGAAGGGCAAGCAGCAGGCCAUCCACAAGGCCGAGUCCUUCGCCGAGUACCUGGCCAAGCGCCAGGCCUCGUAGACGCGUGACCGCGGCUGCUGAUGGGAACUGUAAAAUGCGCCUCUGGCCGGCUCGACAGGGGGUCUGUUGGCCUACUCCCGUCCGUCUCUUUCGCACUCGGGUCGGCCGAUUGGCCGCCGGCGCGCUCGACGUUCGGGGUGGGCUCGCGGUGGGCACAUGCCUGCAUGCCAUGCCUGCAUGCGUUGACCUUGUCGUUUUCCUUCUGCUGAGACGGUCCCGAAUAUGCGCAGCGCUGUGGUGUGCUCGAAUGUGUAUAUCUUUCGUGGCCACGCAAUAUGACAUGUACCAACUUCUCA